AUGUCUACUGCCAGAAAAAAAGUUUUUCCUGCUGAUGAAGUGAGAGGAUGUAAAACAACAGAACAACUAAUAGAGUUUUUGGGCAAACAAAAACAAAACUUAGGACUUAAGGAUAAGCAUCUCGAUUUUCUUCGUGAACAAGAAUUUAAAGGCGAAACCUUUCUCAACUUGAGUAUUAAAGAACUCAUCGAUAUUGGGUUAAAAGGAGAACCGGCUAAAACGAUUAUUAAGUCAAUUAAUAAAAUUAAGAACAAGAAUCAGGCUGAUUCUGGUGUAGUCGAAUUUUGGAAAAAUCUCCUUGACACAAGAAUAAUCUUCCCGAUACCACAAGAUUUUGAGGAUGCUGAAUUAAAAGCUCUGGAUUCUUACUUUAUGAUUAAAGUAAUCAGAAUUGCCUAA
Molecule: messenger RNA, 399 nt
Organism: Racocetra fulgida
Lineage: Eukaryota; Fungi; Glomeromycota; Glomeromycetes; Diversisporales; Gigasporaceae
Source: the annotation of a GenBank genome assembly